CAGAAGAAGAAAAGAAGCUCUCAAAGAGGCUCAGCUGGACCUGAAGUGAUUGAAGGAAAUCUCUCAGAACGAUGGAAGAUGAAUGCAAAGUGCAGCUGGAUGCCACUGUCUCCACAGAGGCCAGGAAACACACGACGCAGGGUGUCAGACCCAGCUCAAAGCUAACCACGGCCCUGCUGGCGUUCACGCUCUGCCUCGCCUUCGCUGCCGCUGCCGUCCUCUUCUUUAACACACACACCAAGGAGCGGACAGGACAAGACGAAGACACCACUGAUCUUCAUCACACCUUGAGGCAAAUUUCCAAUGGAAGACCGGCCAUUCAUUUAGAAGGUAAACACAACGAAAGUCUGAGCACUUCAGUGGAGUGGAAGAAUAACGUGGACCAGUCCCAUGCUACAGGUGGACUGAAGCUGGAGAACAACGAGAUUGUGAUCCCUCGAACCGGCCUCUACUUUGUUUACAGCCAAGCGUCCUUCCGGGUCAGUUGCACAAGCAGUGAUGCCGACGACGCCACCUCAAAGCCCAUGGUCCACCUGAGCCACACUGUGAAGCGCUGGUCCAGCUCGUACGGAGGCGACAACACAGAGAACUCCUACCAGACCAUCCUCCACUCUGUCCGCACCGCCUGCCAGAAGACAGCCAGCAGCGCCGGGGACGAGGAGGGAAACUGGUACACCGCCGUAUACAUGGGGGCUGUGUUCAACCUGAGGAAAGGGGACAGGCUGAAGACGGUGAUGGAGGAGAGGAUGCUGCUGAAGCUGGAGGAUGAGCCGGGGAAGACGUUCUUCGGUGUGUUUGCCUUGUGAGGACAGGUGACCGAGGGCUACAGGUGAAGAAGAAGAUGGCUCCACGGUGAGUCCUGCAGCUCUGGACUCACUCACACUGUUGAAAGUUUACACUGCACUGAACAGUCAAUGCACCUGUCAGUACAGACCCAAAAUGAUGACAUAAAGUUUGCUGUGUUAACUCUAAAAUGAUGAC
Molecule: messenger RNA, 981 nt
Organism: Seriola dumerili (greater amberjack)
Lineage: Eukaryota; Metazoa; Chordata; Actinopteri; Carangiformes; Carangidae
Gene: tnfa
Product: tumor necrosis factor-like
Exons: 4
Coding region: 72-806 (244 amino acids)
Biological process (GO): immune response
Cellular component (GO): membrane
Molecular function (GO): tumor necrosis factor receptor binding
Source: RefSeq, a predicted model, not a curated record